AUGAAAGGGAAACGCGGCCGUCGCACCGCGUCCGACGCGCAUGGCGCACUGCCGCCACACGCCGUUGACACCUGGCCAUGCGUGCAGGAGCUCUUCCGCAUGCUACACGACGCCAACGCGCCUGCUCUGGGCGUCUGCCCCGACGGCUGCGUCACGCUCUGGAAUCCCCGCAUGGAGGACAUCACAGGCUUUGAAGCUGAGCGUGUGAUUGGCCAUCCGCUGGUGGAAUUCGUGUACGGCAUGCGUCGGAAACAGGAGAUCGUGGAGAUUCUCGAGGUCUGUGUGGCAGCCAAGAGCUCGGAGCUGGAGCUGCGGCUGCCGCUGCUGACGACCACGGGACGGAACGCACAAGUGCUGACCAACAUGACGCCGUUGCUGGCGGAAGACGGCUCUUGUGUCGGCGUCUACGGCGUCGGUCAAGACGUGACAGAGUGGGCGAGUCAAGAGAAACAGUACGCGACAGUGAUGAUGCAGGCCAAUGCGCCAAUCAUUGAACUGGAUAAAGAAGGCAAUAUCACAGUGUGGAACUCCAAGACGGCGUCCAUGACGGGGUACGCUAGUGUCGACAUGGUGGGCGAACCGCUGCUGCCUGUCGUGGACGAGAGUUUCCGCAAGAUUGUGUCGGAGAAGAUCAACCAAGCGCUGACAGGUACCCCCGGAGCAGAUUUUGAACUGCCGCUGGUGACAGCGAGAGGAUCGAGAGUGGAGAUUGUAUUGUGUCUGACGCCGAGGUUUGACACUCUGGGAUCAGUCAUGGGUGUUGUUGCCAUUGGACAGGAUGUGACUGAGAGAAACACGAAAGAGAUGGAGUACAGAAAACUUAUUGAGACGGCAAAUGCACCGAUCUUUGGCGUCGAUACGAAAGGGCGAGUGGUGAUUUUCAAUGCCAAGGCGGCGCAAAUUAGUGAGUACGCGCCGGAAGAGGUAAUGGGCGUCGAUCUAGUUGACACGCUGAUUUCGGAAGAGUUUCGGCAUGCAGUUGCAGCUGUUUUCCAAAGCGCCUUUCAGGGAACAGAGACCGCAAACUUUGAGUUCCCGUUGGUCACCAAGACUGGUCGAAAAGUGGAGAUCCUGUUGAACGCAACACCUCGAUAUGAUCAUACAGGAAAACUCGUGGGAGUUGUUGGGAUUGGGCAGGACAUCACCGACCGUAUCAUUCAGGAGAAAGAGUACAGCCGGCUGAUUGAUACCGCAAACGCCCCUAUCUUUGGUAUUGACUGCAAUUACAAAGUGAUUAUCUGGAAUAAGAAGGCGGCCGCAAUCACGGAGUACACGAAUGACGACACCAUCGGCCAGGAAUUGUUCAAGUUUAUAUCCGAGGACUACCGCGACGCCGUUACUCAAGUGUUCUCGAGAGCACUCGAAGGAACGGGCACCGCAAAUUUUGAUUUUCCACUGAUCACGAAAAGUGGGCGUCGGCUAGAAAUUUUGCUGAAUGCGACGCCAAAGUACGAUCAUUUCGGCAACAUUAGUGGAGCCGUGGGAAUCGGACAGGAUAUCACCGACAGGCGCGCUCAAGAGCAAGAGUAUACGCGUCUUAUCGAUACAGCCAACGCACCAAUUUUCGGUGUGGACGCAAAUGGUUGCGUGAACAUUUGGAACCGAAAGGCCGCUGAUACGACUCAAUACUUUAAUGAAGAGGUACUUGGCGCUAACUUGGUUCAGAACUUUAUCCCGGAAGAUUAUAGAGAGGCAGUAUGGACAGUAUUAUCCCAAGCACUGGAAGGGCAGGAAACAGCGAAUUUUGAGUUUCCGUUGAUCACGAAGGAUGGACGUCGCGUGGAGAUUCUGCUGAAUGCCACACCCCGGUACAAUGAGAAGGGUGUUGUAAUUGGUGUCGUAGGUAUCGGACAGGAUAUCACCAUUCGAAUGGCGCAGGAGCAGGAAACAAAUCGGCUUAUCCACUCAGCAAACGCUCCGAUAUUCGGUGUGGAUCAAGACGGGCGGGUAAAUAUAUGGAAUCUUAAAGCAGCAGAAAUAACUCAGUAUUCUGCCGAAGAAGUCGUAGGAAAAGACUUGGUCAAUCGAUUUGUUGCCGAAGAGUACCGAGCCACGGUCGAGCUGGAGCUCAAAAGGGCUCUCGAAGGUGAGCAGACCAAAAAUUUCGAGUUUCCUCUUAUCACCAAGACUGGAAGGCGGGUCGAGAUCUUGCUAAACGCGACACCCAGAUAUGAUGAGCUUGGUCAAAUCUUUGGUGUCGUCGGCAUCGGACAGGACAUUACCGAAAGGAUUGCACAGGAACAGGAACUCAUUCGCUUGAUUGAUACCGCCAAUGCCCCAAUUUUUGGCGUUGACUCGAAGGGACGUGUGAACAUUUGGAACAAGAAGGCCGCCGAGAUCAUGCAGUAUCCGACCGAUGCCGUCAUGGGUGAGCACCUCGUGGAAAAAUUUAUCACGACAGAUUACCAGGAGGCAGUGAGUUAUGUGCUGUCUGAAGCCUUAAACGGUGUUGAAACUGCGAACUUCGAAUUUCCAUUGAUUACUAAAGCAGGUCGAAGAGUUGAGAUUCUUCUGAAUGCUACGCCACGGUACAAUGAACACGGAGCAGUCAUUGGCAUGGUCGGAAUUGGACAAGAUAUCACGGACCGGAUUGCCCAAGAGCAAGAGUACAUGAGACUGAUCGAUACUGCCAACGCUCCAAUUUUUGGUGUUGACUCUGAUGGGCGCGUUAAUAUAUGGAAUCGUAAAGCAGCGUACAUUACGCAGUAUACGAACAAGGACGUGUUGGGUAAGGACCUUGUUGCUGAGUUUAUAUCUGAAGAGUAUAAGGUUCCUGUUCGUUACGUUUUAGAGAAAGCCUUUCGAGGUGAGCAGACGGCUAACUUUGAAUUCCCAUUGAUUACGAAAUCUGGCCGUCGAGUGGAAAUCUUGCUGAACGCUACCUCACGCUACAACGAACAAGGCGAGGUUAUGGGCAUGGUUGGAAUUGGCCAGGAUAUCACAGAUCGGAUUGCUCAAGAGAAGGAAUACAUGCGCUUGAUCGAUACAGCUAACGCUCCCAUAUUUGGUGUCGAUAUCAACGGACGGGUGGACAUCUGGAAUCGCAAGGCUGCUGACAUCAUGCAAUACACAACCGAAGACGUUUUAGGCGAAGAUCUGGUCGCAGAGUUUAUCUCGGAGGAGUACCGUGUUGCUGUCAGGCGUGUUUUGGAGAAGGCUUUCGAAGGUGUAGAAACAGCGAACUUUGAGUUUCCGUUGAUCACAAAGGCUGGUCGACGCGUUGAGAUCCUGCUGAAUGCUACACCGCGUUACAACGAGCACGGUGAGGUGAAGGGUAUGGUUGGCAUCGGGCAAGAUAUUACUGAACGCAUUGCUCAAGAACAAGAGUACAGUCGUUUGAUAGACACGGCGAAUGCCCCGAUAUUUGGUGUGGAUGCCAAUAUGUGCGUGAACAUUUGGAACCGGAAAGCAGCACAUAUCACGAAUUACUCGAUCGAAGAGGUCAUGGGUGAGAAUUUAGUGGAGACGUUCAUCUCUCCCGAGUUCCGGCCUAUUGUCGCUGAAGUGCUGUCUCAGGCACUGAGAGGUGUUGAAACGGCAAACUUCGAGUUCCCGUUGAUAACUCGUCCCGGCACACGGAUUGAGAUCUUACUGAACGCGACACCUCGAUACGAUUCAAAUGGCAACAUUGUCGGUGUUGUCGGGAUCGGUCAAGACAUUACGGACCGCAUUGCUCAGGAGCACGAGUAUUUCCGACUGAUUGACACCGCGAAUGCUCCAAUUUUUGGUAUCGACACGAAUGGUUGCAUUAACGAAUGGAACCAGAAGAUUGAGGAGAUCACAGGCUAUCAUAAGUCAAGCGUUCUUGGUCUUUCGCUUGUUCAUACAUUCAUUACACCGGAAUGUCGACAACAAGUUCGUCAGCUACUCAACCAGGCGCUGAUCGGCAUUGAUGUAGGGGAAAUGGAGCUUCCAAUGACGACGAAGCGUGGUGUGUUCUUACUACUUCUUGUAAACGCAUCAAGUAAGAAAGAUAUGCAUGGGAAUAUUCGUGGUGUGAUCGGUGUUGGACAAGAUUACACCGCAAGGAAGCACAUGGAGGCUGCUAAGGUGAAUUUCUUGGCCUCGUUUAGUCACGAGCUGCGAACACCGCUAAACGGCGUACUGGGAAUGUUAGAGCUGCUGAAAGAGCAAACACUGGACAAGGCACCAGAGCGGUAUGUACACAUGGCGUAUGUAUCCGGGUCGCUCUUACUGAACCUGAUCAACGACAUUUUGGAUUUGUCGAAGAUUGAGGCUGGGCACUUGGAAAUUUCUGCUGCACCUUUCCGAAUGCACGAGCUACUUGAUUAUUCAAUCGAGAUAUUCAAUUUCAAGGCUCGAGAGCGCGGACUCAAGCUUGAGUUAAAGUGCGACGACAGUGUUCCAAAAGUCGCAAUUGGUGACGUUGUGCGUCUGCGUCAAGUGUUGUUAAACUUGCUGUCAAACGCGAUAAAGUUUACGAAUGAAGGCUCAAUCACGGUAACCUGCAGUGUUGUGUAUACGCCUGAGCUUCCAAAGGCGUUUAAGAAGCUUCUGUUUCAGGUCAUCGAUACAGGCAUCGGCAUGGAUGCAGAGGAAAAGAUGCGGCUAUUUUCGCUGUUUACAAAGCUGGAACGUACGCGACAGAACAACCCUACGGGCUCUGGACUGGGCCUCGCUAUUUGUAAGCAGCUUGCGGAGCUUAUGGAUGGCCAAAUUGGUGUCGACAGUGAACUUGAUGUGGGUAGUAACUUUUAUUUUACGGUGGUUGUUCGAUUGCUUGACAACGUCGGUACCAAGGGGAUAUUCUAUGCGGCAAACGACCUGCUACCGGACGCAGCUGUUUCCGGACCUUCUGAUGGGGCCAUUUUAGAUGUGGACUCAAGUGUUAGCUUGGCAAGUGCGACUCCUGGAAGUGUAGCGGCAGCAAACAACGCGAAGGUAGUGGUUCCGAGACAGGCCAGAAUACUGGUGGCGGAAGAUAACGAGUUCAAUUGGGAAGUAGUGAAGUGUUUCCUGCAAGAUGCGGACCACUUUUUGCAAUGGGAAGUGAACGGUCGAGACGCGGUGAACGCUUACACCGAAGACCAUACCAAGUUCGACUUAGUCUUUAUGGACUGUGAGAUGCCUGUGAUGGAUGGAUAUACGGCUACGAAAAUGAUCCGUCAAUUUGAACAGGAGAACGAUAUACCGCGUAUUCCCGUUCUGGGGCUGACCGCCUACGCCAUGAGUGGAGACCGGCAGAAAUGCUUGAGCUCAGGUAUGGACGAGUUUAUGGUCAAACCUAUUUCGAAAAACAGUCUGCUUAAGGCAAUACGGCAGUGGAUGCGAGUUCGCUACCUCGGUUCUAAAUCUUCUGGCCCAUCAAUCGCUGGAUCGGACGAUUACACCCGCGCAAGAUCCGAAGGCUUAAACGCUUACAUGAUUGCUGCUCCAUCAGAUCCUGUGUCUUCACCAGCUUCAUCCAGAGAGGACGAGCUAGAAUUCGUGCCGUCGUCAUACCCGACUACUUCACUAACACCGUGCCCGUCAUAUGAUAGCGAAGCUGACGAUGGAGAUCUUCUCAGCGCGCCUCCAAUACCAGAUACAAGGCUCGCCCCUGCCUCACGUCACAUGCAACAGCUCGAUCUUGCGCGCGCAAUCUCGAAUCUGGAGUUAGAUGACCCCAUGGCUAUCGGACGUCAGGUAGGCCCUACUGUGCGCACUGCAGUUCCUACAACGUCGAUCUUUAGCUUGGGCUCGUCGGUGGGAAACAGCACUCGCUCUAGCAGUCUUUUGACUCUUCAGCGGGACAAUGGUGGGGCCAUCGAUAGUAUUCCUGAUUGGAAACAAAUCAACAAGACAUCCGCAACCUUGCCGAACAUGAAGGACCAGCCGCUGGAUGGCACAGAGACUUCAGAUUACGUGUCCUCCCACAGCAACCCGACACUUUGGAGCCACCCGCCUUUCAUGUGCAACAAAAACGAGUCCGUACCAUCGGCUUCGUCUUCCCAGCGACCCAUGUCACCGAGUACUGCCUCGGAUGACAGGAGUUCUCGGACUAAAGCAGGGGAUGAAGAAGGCCGGAAUGGAAAUGGCCUACAGCGCUUCAAUUCGGACAAGAGUUCGGGUGAGCAUCCGUCAGGCGAUCCCGUUGCAGCUAUGUUACAGUGCCUGAAAUCCGGCAGUUCAGCUUCUGGAAGUGAUGCUGUGGGCCCGCCUUGUGUCGACCAUGCGAUAGGUGUUACUGCAGAGAGCAACGGCGCAAUGCUCCUAUCGAUGAUUCCAGCCAAUAUUGACAUCCCCGAGGGCGACCCAGUUGACUAUUCGCUAGGUGUUGAGCAAUGUGGCGGUCACGAAGAGCUCUUUUUGGGCCUGCUGGAAAAGUUCACAGUGAGCUGUGAUGCUAUUAUGUCGCGCAUCGUAGCGGCCUAUGAUCGAGACGAUAUCGCAAUUACCCGACGAGAAUCCCAUUCGCUCAAAGGGUCUUCAGCGUACGUUGCCGCAAUGCGUGUUUCGAAGGCGGCUUUUCGCGUUCAAACUGCAUGUGAACAGCUUCAGAGGUACGAAUCGGACGUUAGCGCACAUCAGGAGCUGAUGGCACCACGUGGCACGACGGCGUUGCUCUCACUGAAACAGUCAUUGAGCGAUUCGAUCACCGUACUCAAGAAAGAGCACAGACACCUGCGUGGAUACCUCCGCCGUAACUUCGAGUUUCGUGGUGACGGCAACGCUUCCUCUGCUGCGGCUUUGCCAGUCCAAGGUUCAGCGCAAGACCGUGCUAACGGACCCUGUGCGGUCAUGUAA
Molecule: messenger RNA, 6747 nt
Organism: Peronospora matthiolae
Lineage: Eukaryota; Oomycota; Peronosporomycetes; Peronosporales; Peronosporaceae
Source: the annotation of a GenBank genome assembly